CCGCUGUGCUAUGGUUAUGCUUUCGCCCACAUAAUUCCCGUUAUAAAAUAGAGAAUUGGUAAUUUUUCUAAUAAAAUAUCUGCCGAAACAUAUAGAGGGAUAUUUUUUUCCAUAAUAAAAUGUCUCACCAAACCGGAAUUCAAGCUAAUGCAGACUUGAAAAAAUAUUUUAGUAAAUGCAGGGAUGGAAAACUCAGAGUUCUGAAAGUUAGCAUAGAAAAUGAACAAUUAACAUUAGCAAAACAUUAUCCUGUCAAAGGAUCAUUUGAAAAUGACUUUGAUAAGUACAUCCCACAGCUUAUUGUUGAAGAUCUGCCUUGCUAUAUUCUGUAUAGGUUUGACUCAACUAAUUCCUUAGGAUAUGAAUGGCUAUUGCUAAGUUGGUCUCCAGACAAUGCCCCUGUGAGACAUAAAAUGUUGUAUGCCUCAACAAAAGCGACACUCAAGCAAGAAUUUGGUUCAGCUCACAUAAAAGAUGAAAUGCAUGCUACUAGCAAGGAUGAAGUGUGUCUGAAAGGCUACAAAGCUCAUGUUAGCGGUAUAAAUGCGCCAGCACCUCUCACUGACAGAGAAGAAGCCUUGAAAGAGUUGCAACAAAGUGGACAGGGUCCAAACUAUGGCACGGAUUCAAGACAGUCAACUAUGGGAGGUAUAGCUUUUCCUAUCACGGAAUCAGCGAAACAGGGUAUUAUUGAUCUCCAACGUGGUUCCUACAAUUAUCUACAAUUUAAAAUAGAUUUAGAAGAAGAGACAAUAUGUCUAUCAAAGGCGGCAGUCAUAAGUUUGACUGAGCUCCCGGCGCAAGUACCAAGUGACGCAGCGCGGUAUCACUUGUAUAUAUUCGAACAUACGCACGAAGGUGACCAUAUGGAAAGUAUUGUUUUUAUAUAUUCAAUGCCCGGCUAUAGCUGCAGUAUAAAAGAAAGAAUGAUGUAUUCAAGUUGCAAAGGACAAUUCUUAGAAAUAAUUGAAAAAAUUGGCGUCAUCGUUGCGAAACGGUUAGAAAUAGAUGACGGCAAGGAAUUAACGGAGGAGUAUUUAUACGACGAGAUCCAUCCCAAGAGAAACCUUCAUCGCCCUGCGUUCGCCAAACCCAAGGGCCCUCCGAACAGAGGUGCGAAAAGAAUUACGAAGGCACAAUCAACUCAGUAAUUUCUUCAGUGAAAUAGCUUUUAUUAUAUUAAGAAUACUAAUAUUACCGUAGCUUUUUUCUUCCUUAAUUCGUUUCUUAGGCCAUCGUCUGAAUUCAAGAUUGAGGAUACCACUAGCAUGGCUAGUAUAGUCUGGAGACCAAAAAAUUAUCCCCAAAUUAUAGCCACCUGCCAAAAAACGUUUAAAUAGUACACAUAUAUUAUUUGAAUAUUAUUUUCACCCAUUCCCAUGUUUGAAAAGUGGCAAAAACUGUGGGAGAAGAUAAAAAUGUUGUCCUUUCUCUGUGGAAAAAAUGUCUCCUGCCCAUACUAGCUGUACUGCGGGUCAAACGUCUGUAAGGCUUGCUCUGCACACUUGUUCGAUUAUUUAAAUGUUAUCAGAUUUUAAGCAACUUAAGGAAACUACGCACGCUGUUUCUUAAAAUUCCGGACUAAGUAUAUAGUUGAAAUAGUGUAUGUUUAUUGCCGCUAUAGCAAAACAAGUAAUAAAAAAAAUAGAAAUAAACUCGAUAAGGGAAGUAUUCAUUUCAGUUUAUUGGUCGAUCUUAAUAAUUUUAAUACUUGUUACAGCAAUAUUUCAUAUUGGAAUUGGUUUGGAACCCUUCCUAUGCAACACCAAUUUGAUCUUUGCCAAGUCAUUUAAGGUCUAAAAUAAAGUAUUUCAUAAUUCGAACAAAUGUGUGAACAGUUUUAUGGAUACUCUUAUACUUAUAUUUUGUUCUGCUGUCUUUAGAAAAGUGUUGAAAUACAUGUUUAAGUAUUCUUUUCAGUAUUUGCAAUGGUAUACUUAGUACGAGUUUACACAUCUCGAAAACGUUGUAAGCUUUCGCAAAACUCGACAAUGAAUUGUCUUCAGAAGAUUAACAAAGCAUUUAAUAAAAAAGAAUAACUAAGACUAAAAUAGAAGAAAUUAUGUCUUGUGAGUCGGUGUGAAAAUUUUGUGGACACCAUUGUUUUAGGCCAACUAAACUUAAAACUCGCUAGGAUUCUUUGUAGAUCGAAUAGUUAAAAACUUUUAAGAUAGGUGUAUUUCAUAUUGAACUUUUGCGUUGUAUAAUGGAACUUUCGUGAGGACUACCGACGUUUUCGGAAUGGGACUUCGUGUUAUUAGCUACCGAGUUCUAACAACACUCAAAUAAUAGAAAUAAUGCUUCCUUGAGAUUUCACGAAAAAUAAUAUUUUUUCUAAAAAUACUUAAUUGUAAAAUUCACUAGUUAAAACCUCACCAAAACUAUAUUAGAAAUGAUCACUGUUAUAGUAGAAGUUGACCAAUCUUUAAUGUUGAAUGAAAUAGAGCAAUAAAAUUAAUUGCAAACCAGUAUUAAACCAGUUAUCAAUAAGUUAGGCUUAUUAUUAAUAAUAAUAAUUAAUGUGCAAUAAAUAGAAAAGUCUUAUAAUCAUCAUAUUAUAUGAAAUGGACGGAGUAAUAAUUAUUUAAAAAAAAAAACUUUCAUUAAUAAGUGAUAAUGUGUUCAUUAUAGAUUAUCGUAUGACGAAACGAUUUUAUUAUUUUUAAUGUAUUUGUAUUCCUAAUUUAAAUCAUUGUUUAUGUUAUACUAGCAAUAGCACUGUAAAAGUAGCUGUGCUUCUUCAGAAAUCUUAAAAAAAUGAAUCCAUUAAAAAAAUGUUUACAUUUAUGUUUGUCAACUAAAUUGAAUGCAGAACCUAAAUGAAUUUCCAAACAAUUUAUAAACUUUGCAGCCGUUCAAAUUUUUAAAUGUACGGUAGGGUGUGUGUGGAUAUAUAUUAACUUAAUCUUUUAACCUGUUUUAACUUAGAUAUCUGCCUGUUUUUUAUUGAAUAUUAAUAUUAUUAUCUUGCCAAUGUAAAUAAAAUCCGUAAACUAGUAUCCAAGAUCUAUCUGGUUUCAGAAAUAUUUUUAUAUCAUAAUAAUAAGUGUAAAUUGUCUUUUUUUACAGUUGAUUUUUUAAAAAUUCGUCUAUUGUUUAGCUAUUUUAAUUAAUAAGAAAUUGUGAAAAGUAAAGAGAGCGUCCUUUAGGCCACCGAACCGAAUCUGAUUAAUCAUGACGCCAUAUAAUUACUGUGUAAAUUACACUGCCCGUGUUACCUAUAAAAAGGUUCUCGCAAAAUAAUUGGUCAAAACUGAACAUGAGGCGUGCACGGAAACGCUUCUCAUCUUAAACUUCUGCAGCAUUGUCGAUGCGAGAAUGUAGAUAUAAAUGCAUUGUGUUACGCUAGUAGGCUUUUUAUAUAACUAUUACUUACUUAAAAAUAUUUUAACCGUCGGGUUCUUUUGCAAGAACUGCAGUUUUUAAUUAAUAUUUUCACUUCAGUGUCGUCAUAUUACGAUACGGUUUAACUUUUUGCAAACUGUGGCAAUAAAGCGUAGCAGUAGUUAACACUCACUUCAGCUCGUGUCACCAUAUAUAUCCGCACGUUAACCGCACAAUUUUGCUUCUUCAAAAAUCUAAAAAAAUUCUGCUUCAAUUUUUCGCACUGAGCUAGUGAAUUGGAAUCUUCUAGGCAAGAGCUCUCAUAAGCUAGAACCAUUUGGCUGCGUCAAAUUGUUUGCAGCCAAGCGCUAGUCCAUAUAUUUAAACAAAGCAAGCUUUAUGUAAGGAGUCGCGACGUGCCGACCGCAUUCGCUCGCCCAUCGUUAAUAUAUCAGAGUCCAAUUCGAUUCGGUGGUCUAAUAUGCGUCAAGCUUAAUAAAUUGAGAUGCACAAAAUAGCGUUUGUUCAAAUUAUACCUAUACGUACAUUCAUUAUAUUUUUGUAAUCAGUCAUAUCCUUUUUCUAGUGAUAUAAUUAAAUGCUUUUGAUAUUUA
Molecule: messenger RNA, 3938 nt
Organism: Pararge aegeria (speckled wood butterfly)
Lineage: Eukaryota; Metazoa; Arthropoda; Insecta; Lepidoptera; Nymphalidae
Gene: twf
Product: twinfilin
Exons: 9
Coding region: 120-1151 (343 amino acids)
Biological process (GO): regulation of lamellipodium assembly; positive regulation of neuron projection development; barbed-end actin filament capping
Cellular component (GO): cytoplasm; myofibril; actin filament
Molecular function (GO): actin monomer binding; actin filament binding
Source: RefSeq, a predicted model, not a curated record